UCUCCCUUCGGUCUGGUCUUCGCUUCGCUUCUCUUCUGUUCAACUAUAUUCUAUUCAUCCAUUCUCAACAACUCUUCUUUGACGAUAUCUUCUAUCUUAAUCAACUUGAACUUAAAUUAAUCAGAUCAUAUCACAAAUCACAAUGGUCGGACGUCUCGCUGGAAAGAAUGCUAUCGUUACGGGUGCCGCGGGUGGCAUCGGCCUCGAAACUACCAUCCUCAUGCUCCGCGAAGGCGCCUCCGUGCUCAUGACGGACAUCUCCGCCCCCGGCCUCGAAAAGGCCCUGUCGAAAGUAACCGCCGUCGUGCCCUCCCCCACGGGCAAAGUCGAGACCCGCGUCGUCGACGUCUCCAAGGAAUCCGACGUUGAAGCCGCCGUCGCCCACCUUGACGCCUGGGGCGGCCUGGACGUCAUGUUCAACAACGCCGGCAUCAUGCACGCCAACGACGGCGACGCCGAGCAGACCCCCGAGAAUAUCUGGGACUUGACCAUGAACAUCAACGUCAAGGGUGUGUGGUAUGGGUCGAAGCAUGCGGUCAAGGCGCUGCGCAGGCACGGGAAGAAGACCGGUAGUGUGAUUAAUACGGCCAGUAUGGUCGCCUUGGUGGGUGCGGCGACGCCGCAGUUGGCUUAUACCGCUAGUAAGGGCGCCGUUUUGGCUAUGACUAGGGAAUUGGCCAUUGUGCAUGCUAGGGAAGGCUUCCGCUUUAACUCGCUGUGUCCGGCUCCGCUCAACACCCCCCUCCUCCAGGACUGGCUCGGCGACGACAAGGAGAAGCGCUUCCGUCGCGAGGUCCACUUCCCGACCGGCCGUUUCGGUGAGGCCAUCGAACAGGCCCACGCCGUCGUCUUCCUGGCCAGCGACGAGAGCAGCUUUGUCAACGCGACCGAUUUCGUCGUCGACGGCGGUCUGACCAAGGCCUACGUGACCCCCGAGGGUCCCGCGACCCCGGCCCCCCAGAACCUCGGCCAAUAGACGAUCGAUGCAUGGAUGGAUGGAUGGAUGGAUGGAUGGAGGGCAUUCCGCGCUGGCUCCGGGGACUGCUUGAGUGAUGAUUUUGUACGACUAGCCUAGAUAGAUCCUAGGCAAAUGAUAUCCAUAUUUGUUUGCG
Messenger RNA from Aspergillus heteromorphus CBS 117.55, 1112 nucleotides. RefSeq names its product oxidoreductase, short-chain dehydrogenase/reductase family. The record is from RefSeq and is a predicted model, not a curated record. Lineage: Eukaryota; Fungi; Ascomycota; Eurotiomycetes; Eurotiales; Aspergillaceae. The transcript is spliced from 3 exons. Bases 143 to 976 code for a protein of 277 amino acids.